Ochotona curzoniae (black-lipped pika) is the source of this 3451-nucleotide messenger RNA. RefSeq names its product cyclin and CBS domain divalent metal cation transport mediator 3 (gene CNNM3). Gene Ontology annotation, cellular component: plasma membrane. Lineage: Eukaryota; Metazoa; Chordata; Mammalia; Lagomorpha; Ochotonidae. Gene Ontology annotation, biological process: transport; magnesium ion homeostasis. Gene Ontology annotation, molecular function: transmembrane transporter activity. The transcript is spliced from 8 exons. The coding region runs from base 7 to 2145 and encodes 712 amino acids. The record is from RefSeq and is a predicted model, not a curated record.
CAGGCGAUGGCGGCGGCGGCGGGUCGGCUGGGCUGGUUGGUCGCUGCGCUCUGCUUGGGCAACGCCGCCGGGGAAGCGGCGCCGGGUCUGCAAGUGUUGGGUUUCUGUGUGGAGGAGGACGAAGCGCCCGGUGUGGAGUGGGCGCGCGGAGGGGCGGCGCGUGCCGUGCCGGAGGCCACCUUCCGCUUGCGCCUCUUCGGCUCGGCUUUGGCCAACAGCUCCUGGACCUGUGUGACCCCCAAGGGGACGGGCUGCCCCGAGGGCGAGGCGGUCGCGGCGCCCGAGGAGACGGCGGCGGCGGCCCUCACGGACGAGUGGCGCGCGCUGCUGUGCCUGCGCUCCGAGGCCCUGCGCCCGCACUCGGCGCUGCUCGCUGUGCGCGUGGAGCCGGGCGGCGGGGCGGCCGAGGAGUCGGCUCCGCCUUGGGCGCUGGGCCUGGGGGCGGCCGGGCUGCUGGCGCUGGCGGCGCUGGCGCGGGGCCUGCAGCUGAGCGCGCUGGCGCUGGCGCCGGCCGAGGUGCAGGUGCUGCGUGAGAGCGGCUCGGAGGCGGAGCGUGCGGCGGCGCGGCGUCUGGAGCCCGCGCGGCGCUGGGCCGGUUGCGCCUUGGGCGCGCUGCUGCUGCUGGCCAGCUUGGCGCAGGCGGCGCUGGCGGUGUUGCUGUACCGAGCGGCCGGCCAGCGCGCCCUGCCCGCCGUGCUGGGCUGCGCGGGGCUGGUGUUCCUGGUGGGCGAGGUGGUGCCGGCCGCCGUGAGCGGCCGCUGGACGCUGGCGCUGGCGCCGCGCGCUCUGGGCCUCAGCCGCCUGGCGGUGCUUCUCACCUUGCCCGUGGCGCUGCCGGUCGGUCAGCUGCUGGAGCUGGCGGCGCGUCCCGGGCGGCUGCGGGAGCGCGUCCUGGAACUGGCUCGCGGCGGCGGCGACCCCUACAGCGACCUCAGCAAGGGCGUGCUGCGCUACCGGACGGUGGAAGACGUGCUCACGCCCCUCGAAGACUGUUUCAUGCUGGAUGCCAGCGCGGUGCUGGACUUCGGCGUCCUGGCCAGCAUCAUGCAGAGCGGCCACACGCGCAUCCCCGUGUAUGAGGAGGAGCGCUCCAACAUCGUGGACAUGCUGUACCUCAAGGAUUUGGCCUUCGUGGACCCGGAAGACUGCACACCUCUCAGCACCAUCACUCGAUUCUACAACCACCCGCUCCACUUCGUCUUCAACGACACCAAGCUGGACGCCGUCCUGGAGGAGUUCAAGCGAGGCAAGUCCCACCUGGCCAUCGUGCAGAAGGUCAACAACGAGGGUGAGGGAGACCCCUUCUACGAGGUCCUGGGCCUGGUCACCCUGGAGGACGUCAUUGAGGAGGUCAUCAAGUCUGAGAUCCUGGAUGAGUCGGAGGACUACCGGGAGAUCCUGGCAAGGAGGAGGCCGGCUGUUCCAAGUGCACCCCUCAAGCGGAAGGAGGAGUUUUCCCUGUUCAAGGUGUCUGAUGAUGAGUGUAAAACCAGAAUCUCACCUCAGCUGCUGCUGGCCACCCAGCGCUUCCUCUCCCGAGAGGUGGAUGUGUUCAGCCCACUCCGAGUCUCCGAGAAGGUCCUGCUGCACCUGCUGAAGCAUCCCAGCGUCAACCAGGAAGUACACUUUGACGAGAGCAACCGCCUGGCUGCACAUCACUACCUGUACCAGCGCAGCCGGCCCGUGGACUACUUCAUUCUCAUCCUGCAGGGCAGAGUGGAGGUAGAGAUUGGGAAAGAGGGCCUGAAGUUCGAGAAUGGGGCCUUCACCUACUAUGGAGUGUCUGCCCUGACAGCACCGUCCUCGGUUCACCAGUCCCCAGUGUGCUCGCGCCCGCCUGCCCGUCCUGACCUGCAGCCCGAGCCGGCUGACUGCACCCGCUCCUCCACGUACUGUCCUGACUACACCGUGAGGGCCCUCUCUGAUCUGCAGCUCAUUAAGGUUACCCGGCUGCAGUACCUCAAUGCACUCCUGGCCACCCGGGCCCAGAGCCUGCCACCAUCCCCGGAGAGUGCCAAUCUCCAGGUUGUCCCAGGCAGCCAGGCCAGGCUGCUGGGUGAAAAGACGGUUGCAGCAGCCGGGUCCAGCCACAGCAGACCCAGCAUCCCUGUGGAGGAGAGCCCUGGGCGGAACCCAGGAGUCUAGCUGCUUGCCAGGCAGUCCCAAGCUGGGGAGCAGGCAAGCACGUGAGAGGUGGCGUGAGCCGAGAAGUCCCCACUGUCUGCAGGCCACGUUGUAGAUGGCCCUUACUGGUGCCAAGCCUUGGGGCCUCCUCAGCCAGACAACAGUGCCAGGAGCCUUCACUAGGCCCUGGGCCCUCCUAAGAAGAAGGGGGGCGGCCAGCUGGAGCCCAGCUUUCCAGGGCCAAGCUUCUCUCUCCUUCCCCCCAUAUUGGGACAGUGCAGUGUAUUUAUACCUCUUGAGGCCCAGCCACGACAUGAAUGCACAGGGGCUGCCUCUCUGCGGCCAUGACUUGCUUGUUCAUUUGCCAAUUCUUGCUGCUGGCAGCACAUUCACAUUGUGAACACCAGUUUUGAGCAGGGACGGUCAGACCUGUGGCCUUGUCAGGGCUGUGUUCUCUGGCUGCCCCUUAACAGUGCCAUAUUCAGUUCAUGCUCCCUGGCCUAACUCAUGUGCCAGUGCCAGCAGCACUGCUUCCACAGGUCUGUCCGUCUGGUCCUGCUCCCUCCUGUGGAGGUUCUGACCUCCCAACCCCAGGCAAAGCUCUGCUUCCCUGCUUGCUGCACUCUGUGGCCACCAAGAGUGUUGUCAGUUUUAAGGGAAGAAGGCCCCCCAUGAAACCCUCCAGCUCCUGACCCUGGUAGAGGGGACCCCUGGUGUACCUUUCUCAGGCCUCUAUGGAGCAGGCUGUUGCUGUGGGGCACAGGGACAUUGGCGGGCAAGGAUUGCCCAGGAAUCGGGGUGAUCCUUAUUCUUAAACAGAAAGCAGUUGUAUGUGGUCCUUGUGUCUCUGAACCAUCAGUACUGUGUAUUGUGUUCUGGCCGGGCAGUUGUAGAGAGGAGGAUGGGAAAGGGUUUGUGUUUCUUGUAAUUUCUUCCCAAAGUUCAGCUGUAUGGAAGCUGGGGCUUCCCAAGGCCAGGAGUGUGGCCCGGAGAGGGAGGAAGGUUUUUAGAAACAUUUCUCAAAGGAACCUAGGUCCUACUAUAUGGGCCAAAGGCCAAAAGCACAGGGCUGUGCCGGAUGAGAUUGCUAUAAGGCAUGCACACCACGGGGGACAUCCCAGGUAGGAAACGGGCUUGCCCACAUCCCGUGUGUCCAGAAUGGGGGCUUGUAAUAUUGCUCUGUGUGGGAGUCACCUGGUGAAUUAAAAAGUGCUACUAUCCAGGCCUACCAUUAGGACUUUGAUUGAAUCACUGUGGGUUUUAUUUUUGAGAUGUUGGCAUCUUAUGUAACUUUGGUACCUUUAUUGAAACUAAAAACUUAACAUUG